Molecule: messenger RNA, 801 nt
Organism: Drosophila takahashii
Lineage: Eukaryota; Metazoa; Arthropoda; Insecta; Diptera; Drosophilidae
Product: CD63 antigen-like
Cellular component (GO): plasma membrane
Source: RefSeq, a predicted model, not a curated record
AUGGCUAAUCUGGAUUCGAAAAUAGAUUUCAUCAAAUACAGCCUCGUCGUUGUAAGCACAAUUUGUAAGCUAACGGGAAUCUGCCUGAUAGGACUGGGAACUUAUGACCUUGCGGCCUAUAGCGAUUUUAGACAACUCUAUUUGGUCAUCGAUGGACACUUUUCAACGCCGUCAGUGCUGCUCAUCGCCAGUGGACUUUUUAUCAUCGCAGUGGCUACUUUAGGAUUUUAUGGAGCCUACAAGGAGAGUGUAAUGCUCAUUAAUCUGUAUGGAGUUUGCCUGUUUCUGGUGUUGAUUCUAGAGGUUUCGAUCGUCAUAACGACAUUUGUGUCGUAUUCGGCGGAGACAACAAUUGAAACAAUGAAUGGAGCAUUCAAAAGUUACAGCACAGAUCGCAAUGUGGCAAAUCAAAUAAAUGAUAUGCAAUCAAGGCUUUCAUGCUGCGGAGUACAUAAUACCACGAAUUGGAUGGAGCACUUAGGAGAUAAUACAACGUAUACUUUUGACCAAGGUGCCAUAAGGGUACCUAAUUCCUGCUGCAAUUCCGAAGAAAGCAAGCAUGCAAGAAACUCCACCCAUUUCGUGUGCAAAACAGCCUUCGAACAAGGCUGCUUUCAUAAGAUAAACGACAAGGUCUGGACGACUUCUAUUCGGAUUGCUAUAGGACUCAGUAUAGUGGCCUUUUUCCAGGUUUUGGGCAUGAUAUGCGCCUUCUAUUUGGCCAAGUUGCUUCGCUGGAGCAAGUCAUUGCUCGCAGUUUCUCGCUGGAACUUAUUCAAUGAAUUUAAUACUAACGAGUAA